This is a messenger RNA of Chelonoidis abingdonii (Abingdon island giant tortoise), 1023 nucleotides long. Its product is annotated as apoptosis-associated speck-like protein containing a CARD. The record is from RefSeq and is a predicted model, not a curated record. Lineage: Eukaryota; Metazoa; Chordata; Testudines; Testudinidae. Gene Ontology annotation, biological process: innate immune response; inflammatory response; regulation of apoptotic process.
CCCACUUCUGAGCACCAAUCACUUCUCAGGGCAAAGAGCUGCUGCCCAGCUCUGUCCCUGCCCCUGCCAGUUUGGCUCAGCUGCUGAGGCGGCAGGAUGGGGAAGACGGUGCAGGAUCACCUCGUGGACACCCUAGAAGAGCUGGGGCAGGACCAGUUUAAGAAGUUCAAGACCAAGCUGAACACGUUCCCAGUGAGGGAGGGAUACAGCAACAUCCCCCGGGGCCGGCUGGAAAAAGCUGAUGCCCUGGAUGUGUGUGACAAGCUGAUCAGCUUCUAUCGGGAGGAGUAUGCGGUGGAGGUGACAGUGGAGGUCCUGACAGACAUCAAUGAGAGGGAGCUGGCAGACAGAUUCCGCAGGGCAACAGGGACUGGUUCCGGUGGCAAGGGGCAGCAGCCAGAGCCAUCCGACAGUGCCACAGGAAAGGAAGAGGAGCAUUUUGUCGAUCGAUACCGAGUGCAGCUGAUUGAACGUACCACACCUGUGGAGCCCAUUCUGGACCUUCUUCAUGGGACUGUUCUGGACAACGAGCAGUACCAGACCAUUCGAUCUGGGAGCACCAGCCACGAGAAAAUGCGGAAGCUGUAUCAGCUAAUGCCAAGCUGGAAUAAAAAGUGCAAGGACCGGUUCUAUGAGGCACUGAAAGCCAAGAAUAGGUUCCUCAUUGAAGACCUUGAGGGAAAUUAAGACAACCAAGAAGUUACGUUCCUUGUGAACAUGCAGUCAUUCCAGGUGCAUGCAACCCUAGCUCCAGAUUCCACAUGGCUUUCUGGGCAGGGUGGUGCUUUCACCCCUUUGCUAACAUUGUUUCAGGGUAAAAAACCUCUUUCCAGCGCUCCCUUUGGGGGUUGAAUGGGUGAGCCUGUGAUGAUGCAGCAGUGAGGAGGUCGCUAAGGGCUGUCUACACUGCAACUAAACACCGCUGCAGAUGGCCCGUGGCAGCUGAUGUAGGCUAAUGAAGCUCAGGCUAAGGAGCGGUUUAAUUGCAGCAUAGAUGUGUGGGCUUAGGCUGGAGCCUGGGCU